GGGCGCUUAGUUACAAGAUGGCAACUUACUGUUGUUCGGUUGUGGUUUCCACGUGUUUUUGUUGAACGUGUUGACAUUUCGUAUAUCAUUGAGAAAUAAACUUUUCAAAAUAUUCAUUAAAAUUCCGUCUUGAAAAUGGAGGUAACAGAAGAACAAGAUUGUAGUAGAAUAUUUGCUCAAUUUAAAAAUGAAUCUGGAGAAACACUUGGAGUUCCUAUGGAACUGCCAUUAAAUAUAACAGUUGAAAAAUUGCAAUUAAUAUGUAACGCUUUGCAUCAGACGGAAGAGAAAGUACCAUAUAUAUUUUUUGUUGAUGAUGUAGAAGUUACAGGUACUUUAAAUAAUACCAUAAAAGAGAAAAUUAUUGAAACAGAGAAGCUGUUAGAAAUUGUAUACGUCCCGCAAGCCAUUUUUAAAGUGAGACCAGUCACAAGAUGUACAAGUUCCAUUCCCGGUCAUGCCGAAGCAGUCAUUUCAGCCGCCUUUAGCCCCGAUGGAAGAUAUGUCGCUAGUGGAUCUGGUGAUACAACUGUUAGGUUUUGGGAUUUAAAUACAGAAACUCCACAAUUUACUUGCAAUGGACACAAAAAUUGGGUUUUGUGUAUUUCCUGGUCUCCGGAUGGUUGUAAACUUGCAUCUGGAUGUAAAAGUGGUCAAAUAUUCAUUUGGAAUCCAGAAACUGGCAAACAGAUGGGAAGAACAUUAAUUGGCCAUACUCAAUGGGUAACAUGGAUUACCUGGGAACCAUUGCAUAGAAAUCCAGAAUGUAGGAAAUUGGCAAGCUCUUCCAAAGAUGGUACCAUAAGAAUAUGGGACAUCUUAUAUUGUCACACACUACUCACUCUUUCGGGUCACACUAAAUGUGUAACUUGUGUUAAAUGGGGAGGAACAGGUUUAAUUUAUACUUCGUCUCAAGAUACGACUAUUAAAGUCUGGAGAGAUAAUGACGGAGUUUUGUGUAGAACAUUACAAGGUCAUGGGCAUUGGGUGAACGUUUUGGCAUUAAACACUGAUUAUGUGUUGAGAACUGGUGCUUUCGAUCCAAGUGAAAUAAGUGCUGUAUAUAAAGACCUCAAUUUAUCAAGUGAAGAACUUUCCAGGAGGGCAUUAGUAAGAUAUAAUGCAGCUAAAGGAAACGAGCCCGAGAGACUGAUUUCUGGUUCUGACGAUUUUACGUUAUAUCUAUGGAAACCCGAAGUCGAUAAGAAACCAGUCUGCAGAAUGACUGGUCAUCAACAGUUGGUGAAUGAUGUCAAAUUUUCUCCAGAUAUGAGAAUGGUAGCCAGUGCCUCAUUUGAUAAAUCCAUCAAAUUAUGGGAUGGAAAAACUGGAAAAUAUUUAGCAGCUUUUAGAGGACAUGUACAAGCUGUCUACCAGAUUUCCUGGUCUUCAGACAGCAGACUUCUGGUCAGUGGAAGUGCAGAUUCAACUUUAAAGGUGUGGGACAUAAAGACAAAGAAAUUAUUGAUGGAUUUACCAGGCCAUGCUGAUGAAGUCUAUGCAGUGGAUUGGAGUCCUAAUGGUAGACAAGUAAUUAGUGGUGGAAAAGAUAAAGUUAUUAAAAUUUGGAGAAGGUAAAAGUCAAGAUACUAAAUGAUGUAAAUUGUUUUGGUGUACAAAGAAACUAUCUGCAUGAAGUUCAGGAGGAGGAAUAUUUUAUUUUCCGGAUUCAAGUGCUUCCUGAAAAUAAUUCACUUUUGUCAUUGUAAAUGAUUUUUUUAUUAUUAAUAAACUCGAUAUUUUGAAAUUUGCUUUAAAUAUUUUUUUUCUUUCUUAAACAAAGAAUAUUGCUGAUACUUGUUAAGACAUAUUUGAAUAGCACAGAAUUCUGAGACUACCAUUUUAUUCCUAUGUUCAGGAAGAUUAAAAUUUUGUAUGCAACACACAGCAUGUAAUAACUGUUUUGUUAAUUGAUUUUUUCAUAAAAAAAAUA
Molecule: messenger RNA, 1933 nt
Organism: Centruroides sculpturatus (bark scorpion)
Lineage: Eukaryota; Metazoa; Arthropoda; Arachnida; Scorpiones; Buthidae
Gene: Nle
Product: notchless protein homolog 1-like
Exons: 13
Coding region: 136-1578 (480 amino acids)
Biological process (GO): ribosomal large subunit assembly; Notch signaling pathway
Cellular component (GO): nucleolus
Molecular function (GO): protein binding
Source: RefSeq, a predicted model, not a curated record